Messenger RNA from Lactuca saligna, 3723 nucleotides. The record is from the annotation of a GenBank genome assembly. Lineage: Eukaryota; Viridiplantae; Streptophyta; Magnoliopsida; Asterales; Asteraceae.
AUGGGUUUCAUCCCCAUUUUAAGUUGUUUCCCUCCUUGGCAACUUGGAGUCUCCACUUUGGUGGGUGCCACUGCUAGUUCGAUUAGCAAGUGGUGGGAUAAUUACCCGUCAAUACCAGGGAUUGGGUACGUUCUCCUUAAACUGUACCACAAAUGGGUUGGUUGUUUCCCUUGUAACUAUAAAAACAACCACUUUAAGGUCUUAUGGCAUAAGUGUAUGGUUACUGCUAUCCGGUUUAUCCCGGAUUUCAUUGGAAAUUUUUCCUUUGAAGUGGAUUAUUUUAUUUUGCAUUUGGGUUUGAUCCCCAUUAAUUGGUGUUUUUAUCCUAGGCAACUAGGAUUCUCCACUUAUGUGGGUGCCACUGCUAGUUCGAUUAGCAAGUGGUGGGAUAUUCACCCGGCAAUACACGGGAUUGGGUACGUUAACCUUAGACUGUACCACUUACAGGUUGGUUGUUUCCUUUGUAAUCAUAAAAACAACCACAUUUGGAGCCUUAUGGAUCCUUGUUUGCUUAUUGCUGUCUGGUUUAUCCCAGAUUUCAUUGGAAGUCUUUCCUUUGAAGUGGUCAAUUCUUUAAAGCAAAUGGGUUUGAUCCCCGUUAGUUGGAAAUUUCUUCCUAGGCAACUAGGAAUCUCCACUCUUGUGGGUGCCACUGCUAGUUCGAUUAGCAAGUGGUGGGAUAUUUACCCGUUAAUACACUGGAUUGGAGGUUGGGAUUUAACUCAAGGGCAAUUUUGGAAUAUUUGGAACAUUAUAUUGGAAGAUUUGUUGAAGAGUAAUUGGUUUAUUUUGGGCAAGAAAGAAGUUGAAGACAAAUUGAAGAAAAUUUGGAAAUGGUGGGAUUUGUUGGGAAAUAACGGUUUUAGCAACACACUUUCUUGUGUUUUGAAGAUUAUAUUUUGGAGUUUAUUGGACGUUAAAGUGAAGAUUGGAAAGAAGACUAGCAAUUAUUGUGAGGAGAAGAUUGGGAAGAAUUACAUGAAGAGUAUAGUUCAAAGUUCAAAGUUCAUUGCUAUUAUUGGUGGUAACUUGGAGUGGAAAUAUUUGCAAAUUAUUGAUGAUAUGAAUGUUUUGGCCAAUGAUUCUCUUGAUUUGGAAGUUCCUUGGAAGCAUUGGAAGACAAUCAUUAUUCAAACCUUGGACUAUUUGUUUGAGUAUGAGGCCAUAUUUUGGGUUUUGAACGGGUGGAAGAUUGGAAGCUUUAUGAAGAUUGAAGAUUUUGAAGAUUUCGUGAAUUGGAAGUUUUUUGGUUUUGAUUGUAUUGUGUAUCUCUUUGAAAGUUAUGUUUGGUUUCACUCCUUGCUUUGGAGUUGGACAUGGAAGUGGAUCGCUAAAUCAGAUACUUCUCUCAUCAAUAAAUUUGAAUCUGAAGCUAGUCUGAUCGCUCCUAAAAUCCCAUCUGAAGCUGGUAAUUCCGAAAACUCUAAAUUGGAUAGCAUGGUUUUAGAUUCUUCUUCUGUUGUGAAAAAUGAAGUUAUUCAAUCUAAUUGUUUGAAUUUGAGUUCGCAAAUUGCUCCUGAUGUUGCUGUUUUGAAAAAUUAUGUUAGUCCCUGUUCCAUUAAAAUCGAUUGUGCUUUCCCUUCUAUAAUUCUUCAUGUCUCUAUUAAUUCUAUAAAAAAGGAGGAGGAAUCAAUUGAUGGUUUAAGUCAACCUGUUAUUGAAUUUGAGAAGGAUAUUGCUCAAUUUUGUGGCCCUGGAGAGAAAAAUGCUAUGAUGGCUUUUUGGAAUGGAUUAUCUAUUAAUGAAAAAGAAGGAUUUGUUCAUGGAUUGAGGUUUACGAAGAAGAAAUACAACAGUGGUAUUGAUGCUGAUGAUGACAUUGUGGAUUCAAUUGAUGAUGUAAAGAAGAUUUCCUUGGUUAGUCAAAGAAAUGAAAUGCUGUUGAAUUGGAAAGAUCUUACCAAUAAGAAAAAAGAGAAAUUUUUCCAUAAACUUUGUACAAGCAAAGUUAAAAAGCAGGUUGAAGCUAAUUUUGGGAAGAAUCGUAUUCCAUUUAAACCAUCUUCUUCUCUAUUUCCUUCCUCGGUUAAUAUGAAGAAAUCCUCUGAUUUUGAAGCUUCCGAUGGUUUUCCAAAAGUUGGUGAAACUGUGAGUAAUCUUUUUCCUGAAGGAGUUCCUAAUUUGAAUUUGAAUGAACCAGUGAUUGUUGAUCUUCAAAAUAUAUGCUCUAUGCAAUCUUUGGUUAAGAAAAAGAAAGAGAAAAGGAAAAUUGAAAUUGAUGAAAUGGUGAGUAGACAGCUGGAGCGAGUGUGUAAUGAGAUUAUAUAUCACUUUCCUAGUAAGUUCAACCAUAUUGAUAUUGUUAAAAAAGGUGAUUUUAAUUUCAAUUAUGUUGAUCCGGAUGAUAAGGGUAUUAAUGUCCAAAUGUUGGUUGAUGAAAAUGAGGAAAAUAAAGGAAAUAUCUGGAAUAGUAAUGGUGGGUUGCUUAUUACUGAAAAUAUGAUGGAACAAAUGAAGAAUGGGGAGUUGAAGAGCAAGGUGAAUUUUUCUAUUCCUAAAACUAAUCUGGAGGAAUCGAAAUUAAAUGAACCUGUUUCGUAUGCUGAGAAAGUUAAUGGAAAGAAGCUCAAUGCUGCAAAUCGUAUUUCCAAGGUUAAGAAAAAUGCGGAUUUGCCUGAUGGAGUGGUGGAAAUGCCCAUAUGUGAUAUUCUUAAAGGAUGCAGCCCAUUUAAGACCAUUCUUUAUGAAGAGGUGAUGGUAAAUGAUGAAGGGAUCUAUUUCUUCAGAUUCAGUUCUAAACAAGGAAUGAUUUCUGUUUUGGAGGGUGGAGUGUGGAUGAUUUUUGAUAGUGCCCUUGUUGUUAGGAGAUGGACUACUGGUGUGAGUUCGGCAAAAGAUCAACACGACAAAGUUCCUGUUUGGGUAAAGAUUUUUAAUGUUCCCCUUGAAUAUUGGAAUGGAACAGGGUUGAGUCACAUUGCUUGGGAGAUUGGAAAACCGUUGGAUGUUGAUGCCCAUACAACGAAGAUGUGUCAAGAGCAUUGGGGAAGAUCGGCAUUCAUGAGAGUUUUAAUUGAAAUGUCUGCUUCUAAAGAAUGGCUUAAAGAAGUUCAUGUUUAUUCUUCGGAUCUUACUACUGGUGAAAGAAUUCUGUCAAAGUGUAAAAUUGAGUAUGCUUGGAAUCCUUCCAAAUGUUCUCAUUGCAAGGUUUAUGGGCAUAAAGAUAGUACUUGUGGAAUUUUACUUGCUAAGGAGGCCAAUGAUUUAGCGAAUUCUAAAUCUGAUGAUCAAAAAAAGGAUGGUAUUAAAGUUGACUUGAUGGAGGUUCUUAUUGCGAGCACUAAAAAAGUUGAUGAUGACAAUGAAGGGUUUCAAACUGUGGAAAAAAGGAAUAAGGGAAUAAAAAUGGGCGAAAAGACUAAGGAAGGAUUAGGGAAUAAAAAUCAUAAUUCUUUUCAAGGGCAAAAUGGGAAAAACCAAGGAAAUGGAAAGAAUAUGGUUGGAAACUCUGUUGGAAGUCAGGGGCAAAAAAGGAAUAGUUCAACUAAAAAUGGAAAUACUUUCGGUGGAAAUCAAUGGAAUAAGGGAAAAGAAGUUCAGGGGUAUAAUGGGAAAAAUCAGGCUGUGAGUGGAAGAACAAAUGGGACUGGUUCAGGUGGGAAUAAUUUUCAGGGGAUGCCUCAUGCGUUUAACUCUUUCCAGGAACCUAAAAUGAAUAUUGAAGGGGGAAAAAAGAUUGACAGUGGGCUGAAGUAUAUUCCAAAGUCUGGAGCUGAUUUUUAG